This is a messenger RNA of Centropristis striata (black sea bass), 2701 nucleotides long. RefSeq names its product angiopoietin-like 4 (gene angptl4). Gene Ontology annotation, molecular function: enzyme inhibitor activity. The transcript has 7 exons. Gene Ontology annotation, biological process: triglyceride homeostasis. NCBI's taxonomy places the organism in Eukaryota, Metazoa, Chordata, Actinopteri, Perciformes, Serranidae. The record is from RefSeq and is a predicted model, not a curated record. Bases 146 to 1546 code for a protein of 466 amino acids.
GAAGUGCUCGGACUGCUCAGCCAGGAGCCUGAGCUCACAAAUUCAAGUCAAGAAGACAGCACAGGACAGGACAGGACACUGCACACUUCUGCAACAGGAAAAUAUACAAUAUCUAAGGAAGAUUUAGUUAAGGACAACAGCAGCAAUGAAGACAACACUUGCGACUCUCACUCUCUGCCUGGUGGCGCUCAUGGCCACAGGUUUCCCUUUGGAGAAGAAAGGGGGCUCGUCCUCCGGCAGUGGUGCCAAGGAGAAGCGUGUACAGUACGCAGCAUGGGACGAUGUGAAUGUCAUUGCUCAUGGCUUGCUGCAGCUGGGCCAGGGGCUGAAGGAGCAUGUGGACAAAACCAAAGUCCAGAUGAGGGACAUUUCCACCAAGCUGAAGAUCUUCAAUCGCACGGUGACUGAGCUGGGGAAGGAAAGCCAGAAGCUGCGAGUGGAGGGGGAGGCCCUGAAGGCUCGAGCCCAUGGACUGGAGGACAGAGAGGGACAGCUGCUCAAUGUCACGGCCGAGCUGAGGGAGAAGGCAGAGGAGAUGCAGCAGGAAAGGAGGACAAUGAGUGAGAGGAUGAGCCGGCUAGAGGAGAGGGUGGACAGCAUGCUGCAGGGAGACACUGUGCUGCCUGACAUGAACACCGGUGCCAGGAACAACAGUGAUGCACGCAACAUCCAGCUGAUGCUGGAGGCUCAGAACAAACGCAUUGAUGAUCUGAUGGAGCGGAUCAGACUCCAGCAGGAGAAGCUUGAUAAGCAGAAUGUGCGCAUCAGGAUGCUGCAGAGUCAGGUUCAACAGUCACGACAGAGACCAUCCGUGGAAAGCAUCAACACUGACGUGCAAAGUGGCUCUGAGCAACGCGACUCACCAGUUGGGAUGCCAUCAGACUGUCAUGAGCUGUUCCUGAGAGGAGAGAGCACCAGCGGGGUCUACACCAUCCAGCCAAUAAACGCAGAGCCCUUUAACGUCUUCUGUGAAAUGACAGCUGAUGGCGGAUGGACAGUCAUCCAAAGGCGCCAAGAUGGCUCAGUGGACUUUAACCAGCUCUGGCAAGCCUACAAGAAAGGCUUCGGCGGCCUAAAUGGAGAGUUCUGGUUGGGGUUGGAAAAGAUCUAUGCCAUUGCUAAAGAUGGUGGUUACAUCCUCAACAUCAAGCUCUCCGACUGGAGUGGUGACGUAGCAUCUGUCCGCCUUCCCUUCGAAUUGGGUGGAGAGGAAACCAAGUACUCACUCAAGAUUCAGAAGUCUGGCGAGUUCAGCCCCUUGGAAAGUGCCCUGGGGACUGACGCCACCUCCGGCCUGCCAUUUUCCACCUACGACCAAGACAAUGAUCAGAAAAGCGAUCACUGCGCCAAGCACCUCUCCGGUGGUUGGUGGUUCAGUCACUGUGGUCGUUCCAACCUAAACGGUAGAUACUUCCAGAGCCCUCCUCCCAAGCAGAGGCACCAGAGGAAGCAGAACAUCUUCUGGAAGACCUGGAGGGGCCGCUACUACCCUCUGAAGUCCAGCAAGAUUAUGAUAGCCCCUGCUGCAAUCGUAAACAAGUCAUAAAGAAUAGAAAGAGACAUAAAGCAAAAGUCAAGACAAAGAGACGGGGGAGAAAGAUUUUGGACUGUUCUUUCUUUUCUUGGUGCUUGGUUGAUGAGGUAGAGGUUUCCAUUUUCCCUGGUUGUCUCUCUGCAACCUUACACCAGAGCCAAGGCCCCUCAAAAUAGAAGCAAAAAGAACUCACAUUAAAAAAACGAGUUCCAGGUUUCCACUGCUCUGUUCUCCGAGAGACAAGUUGAUUCCUCCCCAGCAAGUAGAACCACAGAUGCAAAGAGAGACAUGAAUACAACGUGCAGUGGAAAGUUUUUCAUACAUUGCAGUUGAUUCAUUCUGUUGGCACGAGGCUGGGGCCCCUAGUCAGGAGAACAUCACAGGGCGAGUCACGGCCUGUCCACUGUGCAGUAAGCCACAAAGGAUUUCCAACAAGUAGAGACGCAUCAACAGACGCGUGGUGUCAAUGGUGUAUGUGGGCUGUUGUGGCGGAUGAGUGUGGUUUUGUAGCAACUUGUGAAAAGCGUUGUCAGCUUAAAAACAGAUUUGCUCUUAUAUUGUAGGAUGCAUGUAGCAGUGAAAUGCUGGCUGAUUAAGCAUUUAAACCUAAUGGUGCGGACCAAAUAAUGACUUAAUUAAAACAGAGUCAUUUUCCAUAAUGUAAGGUUAUAAAUCAGUGAAAACUAGGACAAUGAUGCAGAAAAUGUGUUAGGACGAUGUGGGGCAUGGAAAACCAUUCCAGUACCAUUUGUACUAUGUAUCUUCUGUCUGCAAUUCUGAAUCACAUUAAACAUAUUCUUCACCGACUUUAAUUUUUCUGUGGAGAUUUUGAGGAUAUUAAGUCAUAUUGACUUAUUUUAAUAUGAGAGGCAUGGUUUUGUACAUAGUGUAUGAAGGAAUGUCAUUUGUCUUUUCAGAAAUAUAACUGUUACUCAUUUGUUGUGACAUUAUCUAUUGUCCUUGUGACUUAAGAGUUUGUUAUUGUAGGUGUUCCCUUUCCUUAUUUAAAUGCUAAAGAAUCAAUAUAUAUAUCUGUAUAUAUAUUUUCUGGUGCUGCCUGUUUGUAAUUUAUAUAUUGUUUUUGUCGUGUUUACCAGAUGUACAAUUGUUUUUUAAGAGAUUUUAACCAUUUUUGGGUCCAUAGAGAGCCAAUAAAAUUGAUUUAAA